Trichoplax adhaerens is the source of this 3033-nucleotide messenger RNA. RefSeq lists its product as uncharacterized. The transcript has 4 exons. Lineage: Eukaryota; Metazoa; Placozoa; Uniplacotomia; Trichoplacea; Trichoplacidae. The record is from RefSeq and is a predicted model, not a curated record. Gene Ontology annotation, molecular function: protein binding. The coding region runs from base 1 to 3033 and encodes 1010 amino acids.
AUGGGAGACUCUAUUCCACCUAACAUGAAAGCUCUCAGACAAGAAGGUAUUGACUUAUACCUCAAAAAGGACUUUACCCAAGCUAGAUUGAAAUUUCAACUAAUCUUUGAAGAAAUGAAAGUACUCGAGAAUCAAGUCGAUCUUGCUCAAUUUCGACACAGCUUAAAUUUAGACUUAGCUGAUACCUGUGUCCAACUAGAACAAUAUCAGCAAGCCUUUGAAUACGCUGAAACAGCAACUAGAAUAGGCAACAGUUUACAAGACCAAGUUCGAAUCGCCGAAGGUUUAGACAAACAAGGAGAAGUUAAGCAAAAGCUAAAGCGCAGCCAUGAAGAUAUUUUAAGUGAUUUAAUGAAAUCUUUACAGCUAAAAUCAAAAGUAAAAGAAUGUGAUGGUUUGAAAUUGGCUCGAACCUAUGAUCUUCUUGGCGUAGAAAAUCAAAAAAAUGGUAAAUUUAAGGAAGCUUUAUUGAUGUUUGAAAGAUCCCUAAACGCGAAAUUAAAUGCAAUAGGCUGUGAUAGCGAGGAAGUUGGCGACUCUUAUGCCCUUAUUGGACAUAUUUGCGACGAUCUCGGUAAAUAUCUAAGUAGUGACGGAAUGUAUCGGUUAGCACUUGGUAUUUAUGCUACCAUAUUUCCAGAACAUCAUCCUAAAACGAUCUCGGCCUAUGAUGGUGUAAUUAAUGCUCGAGUAAAAUUGAGAAAAUUUGACGAUGCUCUUGAACUAAAACAAACUGUCGAUAAACUACGCCAAAAAGCACGGAAAAGUAACGACUGCUUUGAUAUUCCAUCAUUAUAUUCCUUAUACCCCUUGUCCCAAGCAUCGCCAUCAAAACCCUCCAGUUGUAAAGCAAAAGGAUCAAUCAUAGGAGAGAUAAUACGCUAUAAUACUGAUGGAGUUGUACCUGUACCCCUCAUUCCGCAGCAACAUGGUGGUGUUAUGAUCCAUCCGAAAUUUGGAGAAAUUACAGGCUUCUUUCAUACGAAAUAUUUCUUGUCCUAUUGGGCCUAUUUACACGAAGGAAAUUGCCGGUCUGAUGGUAUGCGAAUAAUGUUAUUAGGUUCUCAAAGUGCGGGGAAAUCUUUCAUUGCCAAGUUAUUAUCUCAAGAUGAAAUCAUGAAAGAUAUCCUUUCACAGACUCCAAGAGUUACGUUUUAUAACAUGGCUAAUAUUGCUGGUUAUUACCCCUGUGAACAUGAAAUAAGGAAAGAUUAUCGUCGAGAAUUAGACAAGAAAACAAUUACUGGAAUGGAGUUAAUUCAACAAAGUGCUAAAUUGGAAAGCAUACGAACAGCUUUGGUGAAAAAAGCCAAUCCAGAUGCAAAAAAUGGCUUCGUUGUAUGGGAUCCUAAUGAUGAAGAAAAAUAUAAAGAUUCAAAAGCAGAUGCAGAAUUACAUAAUCAAAUACAAAGUCGCAUUAAUGCUAUCCGCCAGCAAUAUGUUACUGUAUGGCAUUUCGGUUGGCGAGCACAUCAAUAUUUGAGUCAUCAGCCAUUUAUGCCCGUCAAUGGUAUUUACAUUCUUGUUUUUAAUCUAGCUCAAGAGAUGGAUGAAGAAGUACAGACAAGAGAUGGUUACCCAACCAGCAUGACCUAUCGAAGUGUAAUGCGAGAAUGGGUAUUUUCGAUCGUUGAUGGUUACCCAACGAAGAAAAGAAUUAACGUUAAAAUAGGUGUUACUCAUCAUCAGUUAGCCCUACCGAUCAUCUUACUGGUAGCAUCUCAUGGCGAUCUCAUUGAAAAUCAAGAUAUACGAAGGCAUCAUUUUAAACAAUUUAAAUCCAAUUUACUCUCCAUUUUACCAUCCGAUUAUAAGCAACAUAUUUUCUCAACAGAUAUCAUCUUUAAUUGCAAUCCAGACGACAAGAGCCAGAAUGCAAUACAAGAACGUCAACAAUGUUGUCACCAGUUGCAUAAAUUUAUUACAGUAAUUGCAAACUGUCUCCCUUUCAUCACUAAUCCUGUACCCAUUCGAUGGUAUAUUACAGCAGCAAUAUUGCGUCUGGCACAAGAUGAUAAUGUUUCAUCAUCAAGGCCGGGUGGUAAUCAGUUUCAUGGCGAGGAAGUCAAUAAAAUUAUGUUACUUUCCCAAGUGUGCGAUAUGGUUAAAAAUUAUGGAAUCUAUUUCGGUGAAGAAGAUGUCCAAAAUAUGUUACUCUAUUUACAUGAUAUUGGAAUAAUCCUGUAUUACCCCAAUGGUGACGAUGGUAUAGUGAUCACUGCGAUCGAUUGGUAUUUAGGAAUACUUCGUGCAUUUAUAAUACUAGAUGGCCACCGAGCUCAAAAUUUAACCAUUAAGCGAUGUUUUUACAACGCACGCCAGGCUGGAAUCUUGGAAGAAAAUUGCAUUGAUAGUGUUGUGGUCCGAUUUGGUGCAGCCAUUUUCAAAGAGCUCAUCAUUAAAUCCAUGGAAAUGGCUGAUAUUAUUUGCGAAAUUAAAAAUCCUGAUUGCAAAGACGACCAAAGAAGAUAUUUUGCACCCCAAUUAUUAGAUGUUCAAGCUCACGAUUUUAAUUUAAGUCGCUAUCAAGUCUCAGAAUGGCUUUAUGUUGGUUAUGAUUCGCAAGAUAUUACCUACCUUGCAGAUGGUGUUUAUGACUGUUUCUUGACAAAAUUUGUAAAAGAAUGGAAAAAUGUUGACGUAGAACUGCGUGAUCGUUGCGCUAAAUUCUAUCUCCAAGAUGAUCGCUAUUUCAUUUUGAUAAAGAAACAGGAUUGCCAUAUUGCUUUACGCUAUUUCUAUGAACCAUCUAAGCCAUCAUCGACAAAUCAGCUGGAUGAGAUUAAGUUGGCGAUUUCUGAAAAGCGUCCGCAAAAUUUCAUAAGAGAGAAAUUAGAGGCAGCUGCUAAGCAAAGAAUUUAUAGAUUACGACAAUAUAAAUGUCAGUUCUACCUUAAAUGUAAUUUAUGUCAAAAACUCAAUUGCCUAGGCAAUAAAAGUCAACAGCAAGAGAUUUCAAAAGAUGGAAGAUGCUCAAGUUGCAAAAUGCAAUUUAAUUGCCAGUCUUUGAUAGAUUGGAGUAUGUGUAACUAA